UGGAAUGAACGAGUAUUUUUCGUCAUUUCCAAGCGACGUUGAUGACACACCGUUUACAGUAAGUCACGGGCGGGUGCAUGAAACAUGAUAUUCUUAUCCUGCUGUUGUUUUCAAUUCCAAUGGUAGCUGGGGAGCAGGUGACGCGCAUGCGCAGGUUGUAGUGGUUCAUGGGAUCUGGGAUCUGUCGGGAAUUCCCCAGGACUCUCCAGCUCCUGCCAAACAACCUUAUCUGGAAGUAGCCAGGCCAACUUAACCAUAUCCUCUGCUCCAUGACUGAGCUGAGAAGCUAAAAUGAGCAAGAAACUGAAGUUGAGCGGCUAGCACAGCAGCGCUCUGCGCUGUUGUUUGGGGUUUUCUACGAGAAAAGGAUCGUUCCGACAAGGAGAACAUCUGAAGCAAUCCCGACUCUUGCUAGGCUAGCGAAACUCAACUCAAUCCCCCAGCUAACCACAUUAAAUUGUUACACGGGGGGACGGUUCAAUCUGCAGGUAGGCCUUGUUUUGCGAGAAACACUCGAAAUGGCGGGCAUACAGCGGCACUCGGUGGAGGAAUCCCCCAGUGAUCAGAAAAACAAAUACCCUCGGCCUGUGGUCGGCUACGAGAUGAAACUCGGUAGCACCGAUGUUGCGUCGGAUGAUUGGUGCGACAGCGGACUGGACUCUAUCAGUGGAGUUGGCCUGAGUAUCGAUGGCUCUUAUGACACCGAGUCCCCAAUCACUUGGACCAGCACUCGGCCAAAGGACAGUUGUCCGCCUUCUUUGGGUCACUCUGAGGACCGUCCGGAGGACUGCUCUACGGUGGAGCCAGGGGAUAGACUGGACUCAGCCAUUGGGGACUCGAUCACUGAUGAGACAGUUGGCAGUCUGUCACAGGGCCUGGGGACUCUUAUUCUGGCCGAACCAACAACAGGCGAGACAGUGGACAACAGAUGGGAUGAACGUGUCCAGGAGGUCAGUCCAGAGGUGGAACGCCAGAGAAGAGAAGAGUUGUUCAACACGCUCAACUUUGUAUCCGAAGAUGGUGACACGGCCCUGCACCUGGCGUUGAUCCACGAGCACCGGGCCUUCGUGCAGUACCUGUGUGGGGUCAUCUCUCUGGAAUCCAGCUGGAUCCCUUACCUGGACAUCCAGAAUCACCUGGGCCAGACGGCGUUGCACCUGGCGGUGAUCGUGGACCAGCCCGAGUGUGUGCGCGGUCUGCUGUGGGGGGGUGCGAGUGCGGAGCUGCAGGAGCGGGGGGGCAACACACCGCUGCACCUGGCCGUCCGGGAGCUGAGGACCGAGUGCGUCCGGGAGCUGACUUCCUGCCCCCGCCUGCCCCCCGACCACCUCUCCAUCACCAACUACACAGGCGUGAGUGCUCUUCAUUUGGCUGUGCAGAAAGGCCGAGGAGACAUCCUCAGUAUGCUGCUAAGUGCCGGGGCAGAUGUCAACCAGAGGGACCUGAGUUCGGGGCGCUCCCCUCUCCACUGGGCGGUGGAGUCCCAGAGUUCCCAGCUGGUGGGGCUGCUGCUGAGUGCCGGUGCUGCGGUGGACCAGCGCUCCUACGCCGGCCACAGCCCGCUCUACUGCGCCCUCCACAGGCCCAACCAGGAGGUGCGGGCCCUGCUGCGGGCCGGAGGGGCCGCCGACACCACGCCGAUGCAGGAGGAAGAGGACGAGGAGGAAGACGAGGAGGAGCAGGAGAGUGAAGAGGAGGAGUUUGAUGAUGUCAUCAUUAAUGGACAGCGCGUGAUGUAAAUUGGAGGACGGAGGAGCUGUGCGGUGUGCCAUUGGUUGGACAGCGAGCGGGGUUGUGAAGUGGCCUCCUGCCACCACCAAUGGCAGCGCCCAGCCACACCAACACCCAGGAUGGGACUGUGUUGAAUUGGACAUUGGAUCAUAUGUUUGUUGUGAAGUCGCUUGACUUUGUCCUGUAAUGCUGUAGCAAAAAAAAGAAGAGGGGGAGGGAGAGGCUAUAGAGCAGCCCGGUAAGCUAAAACACAUCCCCAGCAGCAGCGGUGUGCGAUUGGUUGGGUCUGCCCCAAUUCUUAGGCAGGCCUGUGGUACACCUGCUUCAGAUGCUAACGCCGCUGUUGACUGGGGACUGGAUUCAUUUUCUGUCUGUUUAGAGGACACUGUUGGACAUUGUUUUUUUGUUGUUGUUGUUGUUGUUGUUGUUGCUGCGUAGCUGGGGAAACGGACAGAUGCUGCUGAUACGGAUCAACAAGAUGCAUGCAAGAUGGAAGAAGAUGGAGGACUCUGUUUUGAACUGCUCAUGUCUGCAACAGUAGAGUCAGAAUCUUGAGUGACAGCUUGGUUCAGUUCAAUCUCACUGGUGCCAUUCUACUUCUCUCUCCAGUUUAGCUUUACUUUGGGGUUUGGCUUUUCAUUUCUGCUUUUACUUUUUAAAGGAGUAAACUUAUGUCUUUUUGGUGGUGGGAUUUGGAAAGUUAGAAAUCUGUGUAAGUAUGUGGAAAAGGUAUUGGGACUACCAUUUAGCUGGUCGUCAUAAGAAUAACACAAGUUCCCUCUGUUCCAGGUACCCCAGAGGCACUUGUGUGCUUGAGUUCCUCUGUCUGAAUUGAAAAAAUGUUUUCCAAAAUUCACUCAUUAAUAUAAUAUAAUUGAACUCGAUUAUUGAGUCAUAUUUUCGGGAACGCUUCUUAACACAGUUAAGUUGAAGCUUGAAUUAUCUCCUUGUCUCGUUUCUAUGCUGACCCACUGAGAAGUGGUUUACACAGGAACACAUGGCCAGAGAGAGUAGAGAGAUAUAUAUAUAUAUGAAUAUAUACUUAAAGAAUCUCUGACGUUGCAGCUCAGUCUUAAUUGCAGGCAGAGUCUCCAGAUUUUUACUCAGCCGUGUAGUGUAGUGUAUUCGCAUAAUGUGGCUUGACCCUGCCAAACAAUGCUGUUUGAAGCAAUUCGAUCUAUAGCAUUGCUUCUGGAACAUUCAUCCUUUUUGGAAUUUGAAUUUCAGACUUUGUCAUUAUUUGCCCAGAUUUGGGAUCAAUAAACUAAAUAUAUUUAUGUAUAAUUUAGCAAAGUGCAGGUAAGCCAAGAAACCAGGAGCCACACAGGAAAAUAAAAUUAAAUAUUCUACUUCCCGGGUAAACCUUGGAAUCUCUGGUUCCUUUGAGAAAAGGACGAGAGUGACCUUGGCAAUUGGCAUACUUCCCCUGCAUUAACCUAAUCAUAUUUAUUCGGGACACUUACUAGAGGGAACGAACAGAGGACCCAGAUUAGAAUGGUGGUGGGAUUUGGAUGACUUUGAAAUGAUGAUUAUUAUUAUUAUAAGGUGGCUUUUUAAUGCGUCAUCAUACCCUUUAUUUCUUUCAUUUCCCAAAGAUGUUGAGGCCAGGGAAGGUGUGGUAUACUAUGGAGUGUUUGUGUGGACCCAUGAAGACUGUUUUUAUUGUCACUUUCUUCAUUUUCCUUGUAUGACUUGUGCAUAUGAAGAAAGUGACAAUAAAAACUGACUUGAGUUGAAUAAAAGCAGACAGCGAUGCUGUUUACAAAAAGAAGCCCUUUAUGCUAAGGCAACGUGAGAGUCAGAAAUGGUCAAAACACUUGAGUAAAAAAAAAAAAAAGUUACUUGUAUCUGUAACGUUACUGUCUAAA
Engraulis encrasicolus (European anchovy) is the source of this 3599-nucleotide messenger RNA. It is a transcript of the gene nfkbib, whose product is annotated as nuclear factor of kappa light polypeptide gene enhancer in B-cells inhibitor, beta. Gene Ontology annotation, biological process: cellular response to lipopolysaccharide. Gene Ontology annotation, molecular function: protein binding. The transcript has 6 exons. The record is from RefSeq and is a predicted model, not a curated record. Lineage: Eukaryota; Metazoa; Chordata; Actinopteri; Clupeiformes; Engraulidae. The coding region runs from base 519 to 1739 and encodes 406 amino acids.